CUAGUCCGGUCCGCGCCACAUACUCUUGCCUCUUGGACGGUUCGACCACAACCCGCCGGCCGCCAACCCCUCGCCGCCGGCGCAGCCGCCAGCGACGGUGACUCGCGUCGGAGGAGAAGCGCCACCGGGUGGCGAGGGGAGAUGAGCGGCGGGGGAGGGGGCGCGGGCGCGGUGUUCUACGCGGAGAAGUACCACCCGAUCCAGGCGGGCAGCAUCGACGGCACAGACGUCGCCCCCCACGACAACGCCGUCCUCCGCGCCCUCCUCUGCUCCACCGCCGGCCUCUAUGAUCCGUUCGGGGACCCCAAGGCCACCGGCGACCCCUACUGCACGGUGUUCGUCGGGAGGCUCUCCCGCCACACCGACGACGAGACGCUCCGGAAGGCCAUGAGCAGGUAUGGGAGGGUGAAGAGCAUGCGGCUGGUGCGGGAUAUUGUUACCGGCGCCUCGCGUGGUUAUGCAUUUGUUGAGUAUGAAACGGACAAGGAGAUGCGCCAUGCCUAUGAGGAUGCACACCAUUCCAUUAUUGAUGGCAGCGAAGUGCUUGUAGAUUACUACAGGCAGCAACUUAUGCCUGGAUGGAUACCAAGGAGAUUAGGAGGAGGGCUUGGAGGGAAGAAAGAAUCUGGACAGCUUCGAUUCGGUGGUCGCGAGAGGCCAUUUCGUGCUCCCUUGCGGCCGAUACCAUAUGAUGAACUGAAAAGGCUCGGGAUCCCACCACCACCUGAAGGGCGGUAUAUGCUACGUUUUCAGGUUCCCCCACCACCGAGACGAAAAGGCAGCAAUAUUGACAGGGAGGAGUCACCUCCCAGGAGAAGAUCCAAAGACAGGAUUGAUAGUAGUCACUACAGAAGGCAAAGAAGCCCAACCAGAGACGACCACAGCACCCACAGGUGGAAAAGGAGCGACGACCGACAAGAAGCAACCGAGAGGAGAAGAUCAUCUACCAGUAGAGAGACUGGCAGCUACAGGAAGCAUAGAAGCCCAACCGAAGAAUAUGGCGAUCGUCGUAAGAGGAGAAGAAGCCGAGAGCCUGGAGAAUUUUCUCCAGACUGGGAUGAUAGUAGCAGCAGAAGAGGAAGAUCUUCAGUGGAACCAGGUUUCAGCCCUCGUCGGUCUCUUCAUCACAGACAUGACAUGGAGCGUCAUGACAGCAGCGGCCAUUCUCGUCACGGCGAACGUCGGCAUCACGGCGACCGUGGAAGUCACUCCAGGAACAGGAGAUCUAAAAGCCGAGAUUACAGCCACUAGAAGUGUUUGAGUUCAUGAUGAUUUCAUAGUGUAAAACCCGAAUCCCUGGCUGCCUGUUCGAUGCUUGAUCUCAUGUCUAAGAUCCUUUGUAAUACAUAUAGGAUUUUUCACGUAAUUUAGUUCAGACCCAGUAAUUUCAUAUGAAUUUUUCACAUAAUUUAGUUCAGACCCAGCAAGCCAAAAGUAUGUAUUCCUGUGUGAACAUGAAAAUUCAAAUAGCAAUUCUGAUGGCAUCAAUU
Oryza brachyantha (malo sina) is the source of this 1490-nucleotide messenger RNA. RefSeq names its product U11/U12 small nuclear ribonucleoprotein 35 kDa protein. The record is from RefSeq and is a predicted model, not a curated record. NCBI's taxonomy places the organism in Eukaryota, Viridiplantae, Streptophyta, Magnoliopsida, Poales, Poaceae. Gene Ontology annotation, cellular component: precatalytic spliceosome; U12-type spliceosomal complex. Gene Ontology annotation, molecular function: mRNA binding; snRNA binding. Bases 142 to 1251 code for a protein of 369 amino acids. Gene Ontology annotation, biological process: mRNA splicing, via spliceosome. The transcript has 8 exons.